GUCGUGCAUAGCAGUGCAGUUUCAACCUUACGGUACCAUGAAUUUUAUGUAUAUAUUCUCUGUUUAAGGCAUUGAGUGACCCUAUGGAUGUGAUUUGGAACAAACUGAAGAUUGCAUACUACUUAUUUUCGUAAAAGCAGGAUAAAAAAAUGAGCAACAUCCUCCAUGCAGCAUCAAAAGUGAGGUGGAAUCAUAGCACUGCGGCGAAAAGAGCGGUGUUCCUGGCGGCAGUCGCAUACGGGGCGAAAACGCUUUACCCCAUCAUCUGCAAACAAAUAAAUCAACGGAAAACAACGAAGAACAGCACGUCUGCACCGGGACACAAGAAUGGAUUGAUAACUCCUCAUAAAGCUACACCAGAGACUGCCUCUAGCCUUAAUAAAUCACCCGGUGUCAAUGCGGAAUUCUUCAAGCAGAUUCUUGAUCUGGUUAAAAUCGUGUUCCCGAGGUUUGUAACCAAAGAACUGGGUUUACUAUGUUUACAUUCAGUAGCUCUAGUUUCACGGACGUUUCUGUCUAUUUAUGUGGCAGGUUUGGAUGGUAAAAUAGUGAAAACGAUCGUAGAGAAGCAGCCGCGGAGCUUCAUGAUCAAACUGAUGAAAUGGCUUCUGAUCGCCAUCCCGGCCACAUUCGUCAACAGCGCGAUCCGCUAUCUGGAGUGCAAGCUCGCGCUCGCGUUCCGCACGCGUUUGGUAGAUCAUGCAUAUAAAACCUAUUUCACCGAUCAGACCUAUUAUAAGGUCAGCAACAUGGACGGGAGGCUGGCGAACCCGGACCAGUCUCUAACCGAGGAUGUGAUGAUGUUCUCGCAGUCCAUUGCGCAUCUGUACUCAAACCUCACCAAACCCAUCCUGGACGUGAUACUGACUUCAUAUACCUUAAUACAGACUGCGAGAUCUCGGGGUGCGAACGCAACCGGACCCACUCUCUUAGCGGGUCUGGUGGUGUUCGCCACGGCGAAGGUUCUGCGCGCCUGCUCGCCGAGGUUCGGUAAGCUGGUGGCGGAGGAGGCGCACAGGAAGGGCUAUUUGCGUUAUGUGCACUCCAGAAUCAUAGCCAAUGCAGAGGAGAUCGCUUUCUACAGGGGACAUACGGUGGAGAUGAGGCAGCUGCAGAAGUGUUAUAGUGCCCUGGCGGAGCAGAUGAACCUCAUUCUAUCAAAACGUCUGUGGUACAUCAUGAUUGAACAGUUCCUCAUGAAGUACGUCUGGAGUGGCAGUGGUCUGGUUAUGGUGGCAGUGCCCAUUAUCACUGCCACUGGCUUUGCUGACAACGAGCUGGCUGAUGGUCAGACGCAAGUGUUGGUGAGUGAAAGAACAGAGGCCUUUACAACAGCUCGCAAUCUGCUGGCCUCAGGGGCGGAUGCCAUUGAAAGGAUCAUGUCUUCUUAUAAAGAGGUCGCCGAGUUGGCUGGCUACACGGCACGUGUGCACAACAUGUUCUUGGUAUUUGAUGAAGUCCAGAGGGGAACAUACAAACGUUCAUCUGCCAUCUCGACCGCAGGGGAGAUGAUAAGCGGGGAUGAUAACCGACCUGAGAUGCACAUCGAUGGGCCUCUGGAAAUCAAAGGCAAAGUGAUUGAUGUGGAUAAAGGUAUAGUCUGUGAAAAUGUGCCUAUAAUCACUCCUAAUGGAGAUGUGGUUGUAUCCUCCUUGAAUUUCAAGGUAGAGGAAGGGAUGCAUUUGCUGAUCACAGGGCCAAAUGGAUGCGGGAAAAGUUCUCUGUUCCGGAUCCUCAGUGGCCUCUGGCCCGUGUACGGCGGGCUUCUGUACAAACCCUCGCCUGAGCACAUGUUUUACAUCCCACAGAGACCGUACAUGUCCAUCGGAACGUUACGGGACCAGGUCAUCUACCCCGACUCUCUGGACGACAUGCAUGACAAGGGUUACAGAGACAAGGACCUGGAAGUUAUUCUGGACAUUGUCAAUCUAAACCACAUAGUUACCCGGGAAGGAGGUUUGUACAUGUAUAACUGCCUUUGUUGGAUUUAGGAAGGGACCCAUCAAUUUA
Molecule: messenger RNA, 2010 nt
Organism: Sinocyclocheilus rhinocerous
Lineage: Eukaryota; Metazoa; Chordata; Actinopteri; Cypriniformes; Cyprinidae
Product: ATP-binding cassette sub-family D member 2-like
Exons: 8
Coding region: 150-1991 (613 amino acids)
Biological process (GO): peroxisome organization; fatty acid beta-oxidation; long-chain fatty acid import into peroxisome
Cellular component (GO): peroxisomal membrane
Molecular function (GO): long-chain fatty acid transmembrane transporter activity; ATP hydrolysis activity; ABC-type transporter activity
Source: RefSeq, a predicted model, not a curated record